GUACCGGUUAUUGCGGCUAAAGGCGACUAAGGAGGCGUGACUCAAGGGUUUAUCUUACAGACCAGAAAAGAGACAUAUGUAUGCAGAGCAAAUUGUACUAAAAAGGGAACAAAGCAGAGAUAGCUAUAAAAAUCAAGGAGGAAACAGAACUAAAAAUUAGAGUAGUGGACGAACGCCACAGCUGUUGCAAGGAUGUGGAACGACACGGAUCUUCUACGAAAUGAUACCUUUUCUUGUGCGUCGCCAUCUGUGGAGGGUUACCGUUAUUUCGGCGUCCUCUUGGGAUCGGCUGUGACCAUAGUGGGAACCAUAGGGAAUAUUCUGACUGUGCUUGCCUUUGCUACUGAUGCCAGCCUGAGGACACGUUUCAAUGUUCUCAUAGUAAACCUCGCUUUCGCUGAUAUUCUUUACUGCACGAUCCUCCAACCGGUCAGUGUUGACUCAUACCUACACCUGCACUGGAGAGGUGGAGCCACGUGGUGCCGUAUGUUUGGAUUUCUCCUGUUCCUGUCCAACAGCGUAUCCAUUAUCACACUAUGCCUUAUCGCUAUGAGCCGUUAUUUGGUUGUUGCGCAUCGCACUUCGCGCUGUGCCCGUCUGCUCCUGUCCCACCGUGGAGUGGCGAUGCUCCUCAUCACAUCCUGGGUACUGGGGGUAGCCAGUUUCGCCCCACUUUGGCCUGUCUACGUGUUUGCCCCGCAAGUAUGCACGUGCAGUUUUCACCGCACUGAAGGGCGGCCUUACACCACCGUGCUGCUCUUCAUGUACUUCUUCUUAGGCCUUGGUUGUGUGGGUCUUUUCUACUUUCUGAUCUACCGGAAGGUACGUGUAGCCGCUAAGGCUUUUCUGAAGUACAGGCCCAGUCGUCGCUCAUCAAAACGCAAGAAGGCUGAAGCCGAGGCGACAACGGAUGACAGCGGGAUCAGUGCUGGAGCUUCAACAACUCAAAGCUGCGAGAUCAGUCAUGAUGAGGAAGCGGCGGAGAAGAAUAAGAACAAAGCUGAGGGAAACACAGGCACACAAGAACCAAAAAACUCCAUUCAAGAUGCCUCAAAAGACACACAUACAUCUUCGAAACCAACUCCGGUAUCGAUCCAAGCCACUCCAGCUGCCAACUCAGGAGAGGACAGUGAAUUUAAGCGUGUAACUCGAAUGUGCUUUACGGUUUUCUUGUGUUUUGUUGGCUGUUUUGCCCCAUUUCUGCUGCUGAAUGUCGCUGAUAAGGCGAACCGUGCACCACAGGUCAUUCAUAUGUUUUGUGCAAACCUCACUUGGUUAAAUAGUUGUAUUAACCCUUUGUUGUACGCAUGCAUGAACCGUCAGUUUAACCAGGCCUACAAAGACCUGCUACACAAAGCUGUACGUCCAUUAACCUGGAUCUGGAGAACCAGUCGGUUCACAAUAAGAUAAGCGGUGAUUAAAAAUGUUAUCAAAGUCA
Messenger RNA from Puntigrus tetrazona (Sumatra barb), 1438 nucleotides. It is a transcript of the gene gpr84, whose product is annotated as G protein-coupled receptor 84. Gene Ontology annotation, biological process: neuropeptide signaling pathway. Bases 193 to 1410 code for a protein of 405 amino acids. The transcript is spliced from 2 exons. The record is from RefSeq and is a predicted model, not a curated record. Gene Ontology annotation, cellular component: membrane. Gene Ontology annotation, molecular function: urotensin II receptor activity. Lineage: Eukaryota; Metazoa; Chordata; Actinopteri; Cypriniformes; Cyprinidae.